AUGAAGCUUUCACUCGUCACCCUCCUCUCCGUCAGCGCCCUGGUUUCGGCUGCUCCCUAUGCUGAGCCAGAGCCUGUCCUCGAUCAGCGCCAGACGCAGAGCAUCAACGCUGCCUUCAAGGCAAAGGGCAAGAAGUACUUUGGUACAAUCGCCGAUGGCCGUCUCAACUCAGGAAAGAAUGCCCAGGUCAUCACGGCAAACUUUGGUCAGAUCACCCCCGAGAACUCCAUGAAGUGGGAUGCCACUGAGCCCUCCAAGGGCAACUUCAACUUCGGCACUGCCGACGCGACCGCCAAGUUCGCAAAGGACAACGGUCUUCUCCUCCGUGGACACACAACCGUGUGGCACUCCCAGCUUCCGUCCUAUGUCUCUCAGAUUAACGACAAGGCUACCUUGACAUCUGUUAUGCAGAACCACAUCUCCAAGGUCAUGGGCCACUACAAGGGCCAAGUUUACGCCUGGGACGUCAUCAACGAGAUGUUCGACGAGAGCGGUGGCUUCCGUUCCAGCGUCUUCUACAACGUCCUCGGCGAGGACUUUGUUCGCAUUGCUUUCGAGGCGGCCAAGGCUGCUGACCCCAGCGCGAAGCGUUACAUCAACGACUACAACCUGGACAACGCCAACUACGCUAAGACCAAGGGUCUUGCCAGCAAGGUCAAGCAGUGGAUCGGCAAGGGCUGGCCUAUUGACGGUAUCGGUUCGCAGUCUCACUUGAGCUCUGGCCAGGGUGCCGGUUCCGGCGCUGCCAUGGCUCUCCUUUGCGGGUCUGCUCCCGAGUGUGCCAUCACCGAGCUUGACAUUGGCAACGCCCAGCAAUCCGACUGGUCCAACGUCGUCAAGGCCUGCCUCAACCAGAAGAACUGCGUUGGUAUCACCGUCUGGGGUACCCGUGACACCGACUCCUGGAGGCCCAACGGCAGCCCCCUGCUGUUCGAUGCCAACUACAACCCCAAGCCUGCCUACAACACCAUCCUGGCUGCCCUCAAGUAAGCGCCAGACGCUACGUGAACUGCUGUGCAGACACUUCUGUAUAUAUCUUGCGGAAGGGAACAAGGAAGAUUGGUUUGAGGAUAUUUUCUGUAAAUACUUUUUUAUUGGGGAGAGUUGUGUACAUACAUACGUAUCCAAGAGUUACGUCAGUC
This is a messenger RNA of Pyrenophora tritici-repentis Pt-1C-BFP, 1142 nucleotides long. Its product is annotated as XynA, Beta-1,4-xylanase. Gene Ontology annotation, biological process: carbohydrate metabolic process. The record is from RefSeq and is a predicted model, not a curated record. Gene Ontology annotation, molecular function: hydrolase activity, hydrolyzing O-glycosyl compounds. NCBI's taxonomy places the organism in Eukaryota, Fungi, Ascomycota, Dothideomycetes, Pleosporales, Pleosporaceae.